Molecule: messenger RNA, 699 nt
Organism: Cavenderia fasciculata
Lineage: Eukaryota; Evosea; Eumycetozoa; Acytosteliales; Cavenderiaceae
Gene: jcdA
Product: transcription factor jumonji
Exons: 3
Coding region: 1-699 (232 amino acids)
Molecular function (GO): 2-oxoglutarate-dependent dioxygenase activity
Source: RefSeq, a predicted model, not a curated record
AUGGCAAUUCAAAUAACAAACAUUGAUAGAGACGAUUGUACAAGUAUCACCAAAGAAAGAUUCUAUGAAUACUUAAAGGAUAACAAACCAGUCAUCUUUAGCAACCUUGCAAAGGAUUGGACUGCUAUUAAUAAAUGGACAAAUGAAUUCUUGGUUGGUUUGGUUGGUGAUAAGCUUGUAGAUGUCGAUAUGUGUACCUUUGGUUCAAUGUCUGAUAUUCAUAAACUUCCAUUCUCUAAAUACAUUGAUAAUGCUGUCAAUAAUAAUUGGGGUGAUAAAACAUCAACAACAGAGAAACCUUAUCUACGUAAUUUUUCAUUAUUGGAUGAAUUCCCACAAUUGAGUGAUGAUGUAAAGAGUCAAACAUUCUUUAAUACCGAUAUACAUAAUAUGAUUGUUCGUGGUGCUUUUAUUGGAUCAAAGGACUCUGUUACCAAGAUGCACUGUGAUACCGGUGACAACUUGGUAUGUGUUAUUCGUGGUGCCAAAAAGAUUGUCAUGGUUGAUCCAACUCAAUCCAAGAAACUUGUCACUGCUCACCAAGACAUGGAUAUCUCCAUAGACGAACAAGACAACAUUGGUCAACCAAUCCAACAACAUCCAGCAUUCCAACAAUUGGAAACUGUCUAUGACUCUAACCUCAACCAAGUCUUGAAAAAUAGAUCAUCAUCACUUUUAUCAAUCAAUCAAUCAAUUUAA